Messenger RNA from Sordaria macrospora k-hell, 1008 nucleotides. RefSeq lists its product as uncharacterized. The record is from RefSeq and is a predicted model, not a curated record. Lineage: Eukaryota; Fungi; Ascomycota; Sordariomycetes; Sordariales; Sordariaceae.
AUGGACGCCCUUCCGCCGCCGACAAAGGCACGGCCUUUCCCCGUCGUGAAGCCCGACCAGAAGUCCGUCCUAGGAGUGGCCUUUGCCUUUGCCAUCUUGCCCGUCAUCGCAGUAGUGUUGCGUGUCAUCUCGAGACGCAUGGCCUCGAGGCCGCUGGACGCCAGCGACUACUGCAUUAUGGGUGCUUAUGUGCUUGCAGUGGCGUUGGAGGGUGUCAGUAUCACUGGAGUCAUCGACUGUGGAAUCGGAUAUGACCACACGAUGGCUGUCGUCGCGGAGUAUGGCAUGGACCCUAUUACCAAGCUUCUCAAGUUCUUCUGGGCGCUGAGUCUUGGCCUGUCCAAGGCGUCCAUUCUCCUCCUAUACUCCAGCGUCUUUGCCGUCCGUCCAGUUAUCUGGACCGCAAGAUGUGCCAUUGUGUUUAUCGCCCUGUACUCUUUCACCAUCACCGGAGUUCUCAAUUUGCUCACCGAUGUGGUUGUGCUGCUACUUCCCGUGCCAUACUUGUACGGUCUACAGAUGCGCACUUACAAAAAAGUGGUCUUGAUGGGUGUUUUCGGCGUCGGUCUACUCACAUGCGUGGUCAGUGGCAUUCGUAUCCACACCCUGUCAUCCAUGAAAUUCGACGAUAUCACCUACUCCAUGCCGCCGGCCAACAUCUUCUCGGGCCUCGAACCCAGCGUGGCGGUGAUCCUGGCCUGUAUCCCGUUGAUGCGGCCUUUGCUUGGGCGGACACGCUUCGCUUCCGAGGGAUCCAGGACGUAUGGAUCUGCCAACCCGUCCAAAGCCAUCGAAUUCGAGAGCGGCAAUGAUGUCAAGGGACCGUUUGAGCCGCUCAGCGACACCAGCUCGCAGUACAGGCUGAGACCAACCGGCCCAAAGCACUACGCUGAUGUGCAAACUGCUAAGAGGGCCGAAUCGAUCGGUCAGGGUAGCAGUGACUUGGAAGCGGACGUGGAGGGCAUUGUUGUGAAGCAACAGUGGAAGGUCAAUGUUGAUGCUCGUUAG